Molecule: messenger RNA, 1809 nt
Organism: Kwoniella shivajii
Lineage: Eukaryota; Fungi; Basidiomycota; Tremellomycetes; Tremellales; Cryptococcaceae
Exons: 13
Coding region: 1-1809 (602 amino acids)
Biological process (GO): transmembrane transport; monoatomic cation transport
Cellular component (GO): membrane
Molecular function (GO): monoatomic cation transmembrane transporter activity
Source: RefSeq, a predicted model, not a curated record
AUGACAUCGGCUUCACCGACAACCAAGUUACUAUUGAAUGGUGAAUAUUGUCCACCACAGAAAUACCAUACGUUCACUUCUGCUUCCACAUCGACUUCUCCUUCCGCUACCAGCUCCACUUCACCAACGGGUCAUAAUCGAGAGAACGGUCAUGGAUAUUUCGACUCGAAUCAUAGUACUAAUAACAAUAACCAUGGUCAUCAUCAACCUCAUGAAUCUGGAACUGGUGGUGGAUCAAGUGUAUCAAGACCUUUAUCAAUGAGGAAAUUUGGAAGAGGAUUAACUAUGGAAGAGGUUCAUGCGGGUGGAAUUAUUUCCGAAGAAGAAAGAUCGUUACAGUUCAAACAGAGAUGUAUACCUAUCUCCGAUGAUGAAAUCAAACGAUUACCAAAAAAAGUCAGAGGAUAUUAUGAACAUCUAGCGGUACUUCAUCAACAUUACCUAGAAGUAGAUUCAAUAUUAUCAGGAUCAUUACCGCAUGAUAUAGCAGUGUCAUUUUCACCUCAAAGAAGCUAUUUGCAAAGAUUAGGUGAUUUACAAGAAGAACUUUCUUCUCCUUCGGCUGGCGGUGCUGGAGCUGGAGCUGGAGCUGAAGCAGGAGCAGGAGCAGGAGCAGGAGCAGGAGCAGGAGCAGGUAGAAGGAAAAGUAAUAUAUGGAAAAUAAGGAAAUCUACACUUCUUCAAAAUGAAGAAGACCAAGAAGCAGGUGGACCAGCACAAAGUGAAAGUUCGGGCUUGUUAGAUGGCAAAGGAGAUAGUAAAGAAGAAAAACGAGACAAUCUAGCUAGAUUAGCUUUGAACGUCAAUACAGUCGUGAAUGUACUCCUGGUAGCUGCUAAAGCUAUAGCUGUACUGUACUCUUCAUCAAUAUCGUUGACUGCUUCUUUGGUAGAUUCAGCAUUGGACCUAUUGAGUACAUUGAUCAUUUUAAGUACCAGUUGGGCGAUAGGUGUUAAGAGUGAUAGACAUAGAUAUCCAGCUGGAAAAAGGAGAUUCGAGCCUUUGGGUGUGCUCAUCUUUUCCGUCGCGAUGAUCGCUUCUUUCGUCCAAGUGUUUAUCGAAUCAUUCCAAAGAGCCAUUGGUCCACCAGAGAGCAGGCCUGUUUCGCUGAGCUGGCUGGGUAUAGGGGUGAUGUUGGCUACCAUUGGAAUCAAGUUCUUCCUGUGGAUCUGGUGUGCUCGUAUACCGUCGUCUGGAGUACAAGCCCUAGCUCAAGAUGCAGAAAAUGAUGUGUUCUUCAACAUCAUGUCUCUAGCUUUCCCCUGGAUAGGGACAUUUUUACGUUGGAGAUUAUUGGAUCCAAUUGGUGGAAUGGUAUUAUCUACUUAUAUUAUAUAUGAAUGGGUGAAGACUCUACUUCAGAAUUUCGCGAACCUAUCCGGCAAAUCAGCCUCCAGAGAUCAAAUCACGAGAGUCCUGUAUCUGGUCACUAGAUUUAAUCCGGUAUUAGAAAUUGCUGAUGUAGAAUGCUAUCAUAUUGGUGAUGAUUUGAUCGUUGAAAUAGACGUCAUUUUACCUAGGUCAAGUUCAUUACACUUCGCUCAUGAUGUAGGAGAGACGAUUCAGUGUGUGCUUGAGAGCUUGGACGGAGUGAUAAGAGCUUAUGUGCAUUGCGAUUACUCUUCCCAAAAUCCUUUACAACAUACGUCUCGUCCAGCACCAUUUGCGACGAAUCAAUUACGAGCAUCAUCCGGUUCAUCUUCUGAUUCAGGAACGCCAACUCCUCGACCGACUAAUCAUAUCUUGAGCAUAGUGAGAGAAAGAGGUGGGAAAGAUGUACCGCCGGUAGAAUCUCCUAAUGAGAUUUGA